Komagataella phaffii GS115 is the source of this 1371-nucleotide messenger RNA. RefSeq lists its product as uncharacterized. Gene Ontology annotation, cellular component: vacuolar proton-transporting V-type ATPase, V1 domain; fungal-type vacuole membrane. Gene Ontology annotation, biological process: proton transmembrane transport. The coding region runs from base 1 to 1371 and encodes 456 amino acids. The record is from RefSeq and is a predicted model, not a curated record. Gene Ontology annotation, molecular function: proton-transporting ATPase activity, rotational mechanism. NCBI's taxonomy places the organism in Eukaryota, Fungi, Ascomycota, Pichiomycetes, Pichiales, Pichiaceae. The transcript is spliced from 2 exons.
AUGGCCACACAAGUCUUAGUGAUUGACAGUGUUCAUUUGGACGAAGACAAACAGAUAGCUAGAAAUAGAAGCGUCCCAUGGACAAUAUAUGUCAAGAGUAGAGACAUCACUGAAGAUGAAGUCAGCAAGUUCAAGGUCCUUGAAAAGAAGGGUAUUGAAGAUAAGAUUGCCAUCAUCGGGAACAACAAAGACAGUUACGCAACAACGAUUGUAAAUCUCCUCAAUAGAACCACCAAGGACGAUAUUAUUCGACUACUGUCCGUGUUGACCAAUGACUUACUAAUUGAAUUGGACGGAUUUCAAGAAUCUCUUUUGGCAUUGAACAAAAUUGAUUCCAGUUUACCGUAUGCUGCAUUUUCCAAGUAUUUGAACAGUCCUGAUCAAGUUGUAUCCUUGCUUUCUUCUUACAAUCUGACUCUCCUUUUCGUCUUGCAAGACAAGACCAAGCUUGCGGACAAUUUGAAAGAUACUACACCAUUUAUCAAUGAAUUAUACCAAUAUCUAUUUGAAAAGUUGUUGAGCAAUGAUGAUAUCAACCUACAAUUCAUUGGUGCACAAUUACUGAAGGAGCUGCUUUCAGUCAAGAUUUAUAGAGAUCUUUUCUGGAAUGGACCCAACAAGUGGCUGAAGGAUUUGUUGAACUUAUUUGAAAACAAGACCUCAGACCUUCAACUCAAAUACUAUGCUUUGUUGUCUGUUUGGCUGCUAACCUUCAACAAAGAUAUUGUGAACGAACUUCCUAACCAACAUCCAGAAAUCGUCCCCCUACUUUUGAACAUUGCUAAGGAGUCUGUUAAAGAAAAACUCGUUAGAGUGGCUGUGUCUUCACUUUUAAACUUGGUAUCUGUGGAUAACAACGAAGCUAUUGUCAAAGUUGUGUUACUCCACAAAGGUCUCAUAACUGUAAAGAAACUUAACGAGAGAAAGUGGACCGAUGAGGAACUUAAAGUUGACCUGGAGAAUCUACUGACUGUAGUCAAUGAAACCGUUAUCACCCUUACUACGUUCGACGAGUAUGAGAAUGAACUUAAGACUGGAAAGUUGACAUGGUCUCCAGCUCACAAGGCGGAGCAAUUCUGGAUAGAUAAUUCUGCUGUGUUCAAGGAACAGAAUUGGAAGCAUUUAAAGACGUUGUUAUCACUCUUGGAAGGCAGCAGCGACCUAGAGCCCAGCCAAAAGUACCUCAACCAAGCUAUCGUAUGUCAUGAUGUCGCCGAACUAUUAAAACAUCUCCCAGAAUCAUUGGAUGUUCUGAACAAGCUUGGAGCAAAAGCUAAGAUUAUGGCUCUGCUUAACUCACCAGAUGCAAAUGUCAAGUAUGAAGCUCUGAAUGCUACUCAGACUUUUGUCUCUCUUGUGUUCAACCAUUAA